UUUCAAACGCAGUUGAGAAGAUAAUCGGACGGUUUUUACAACAAUACAGCCAUGUCGUUGCCAUUUCUACCCGGGUAUUCCCGAAAUAAACAGCUGGGGAAAGACAGGUUCCAUAAAUCCCAACAUUUUGAUUAUUCCAACGGAGUCCCUCUGCUGAUGGGAUUGGAGAAGCCGGGCAUCGGGGGAGAGCUGUUACUCGGCCAGGAGAUCAAACCAAAGUAUUCGGUCUACCCCAGAGGACAGGGCAGCGAUCUACCUGCAUGGGUGGCCUUCGACAAACAGGCUCUGUGUUUUGAAGCAUACUUUUAUGAAGCUGUGCCCCAGGCCUGCAAUGACACGUACAGAAUCAGGAAGUGUAAGAUCUUCUUCUUCCUGGAGGACGACACCAUGCAGGUGGUGGAGCCAGAGUCAAAGAACAGUGGCAUCCCUCAAGGAACCUUUCUUCAUCGGCAGCGCAUCCCCCUGCCCCCCCCAGAUGAUGACCGGUUCUACAACAUUUUCCAUUUCAACCUGAACCAACAGAUGGUGCUGUACUCACACACUUUCACUGUGACCAACUGUGACUCCUUCACCAGGAACUUCCUCAGUAAUCUCGGGGUGAUCCUGAACAACCCCACCACGGUCCCUGAUGACCCGUACAGCACCCUGCGGGAACAGGUUGAGAAAAGUAUGACGCCACUGCGGCCGUACGAGAGGCGAGACACUCUGAAGCAGUUCCUGGACCACGACCGCAAAGUCCUGCGCUUCAACUGCUUCUGGGACGACUCAGAGAGCGUGUUCGGGGACCCCCACGAGCUCAUCCUGCACUACUACCUGUCCGACGACACCGUGGAGGUCCUGGAGAUCAUCCCCCCCAACUCCGGCAGGGAUAACCCCUCCAAGUUCCUCCACCGCAGCAAACUACCCAGGCAUUCAGCCCAUAUGAAGCAGCCUGGACAGAUGACGGACCGCACAGUGCUCAAUGUGUUCGCCUCCAACAGUCAGGGAAAAUGCUACCUGCUGGACAGCCUCAAAACGGGAGCUGUGCAGGAGGACUUCUGUAAGGACAGUGAUCUGAGGGUGGGGGGAGAGUUGAACUUGUGGGGAAGGAGGGUGAUCAUCACCGACUGUGACGACUACACCAAAGAGCACUACCGCUCCAAAUACGGCAUAGAGGACUUCACUCCGGUGCAGUACAAAUCCCCCCCGGCUCCGAAGCCCCCGAGGCCGGUGCCCCCCUACAAUGGCUUCGGCUCGCAGGAGGACUCGCUGAGCUCCUGCCAGGGCCUGGUGCCCAAGCCCCCGCAGAAAGACUUCAAGAAGUUUAUUGCGAAAGACAGAUGUGGCCUAGAAAGCAAUGUGCUGGACUUCCGUGCCAAGAUGGUGACCAGCGAUCCUGUGGACAGAGAAAGAGUGUUCGUCAUCUCCUUCUACCUCAGCGACGACUCCAUCUGUGUCUUUGAGCGUCCACAGAAGAACUCAGGUGUGAUUGGUGGUAAGUUCCUGGAGCGUGGCCGGGUAAUGAAGCCGGGCCAGGAGCUGUUCACCAGCCGGCCGUAUGAGUACUUCACCGCUCAGGAUCUGUACAUCGGAGCGACCGUCUGCCUCAACGAUAAGCCCUUUCAACUCCUGGACGCUGAUGAGUACACCCUCAACUACAUGGAGAAACAUGCUGAGGAGUUCCCCAAAGCCAACGUGGGAAACAUCCUGAGUAAACUGCGGUCCAUCGGGGAGGAGAAACGGAGCGAGAUCAGGAAGUUCCUGGCGCUCAGCGACCCCAGCAAGACCGGCUUCAUCCCCUAUGAGUCGUUCAGAAGCCUGCUGUCGGGUCUGGACUGCGGCCUGUCGAAGCACGAGGUUCUGGUUCUGGCCCGGUGUUUCUCACUGAGCGAGCAGCCCGAGGCCGACGUGGGUCUGAUGCUGGCUGUGGCCCAGGACAUCCUGAAGAAGAAGCAGUUUGAAGAUCUUCCUCACAUGGCCAAAAACCUCAGACACAGCGACAGACACAAGACGGGCCGUCUCUCCACCCAAGAGGUGAGGAGGGUCUGUAAGGCCUCCCAUCUCCCCCUGCCCGAGAGCGUGCUCACAGCUCUGCUCAGCAAGUUUGCAGACGGGGACCAGGUUGACUACCAUGCCUUCCUGGCUGGCAUUGACUGGGUGGAGAAUGCCGCCCCCCCAGUGAUGCCCAAUGACAUCUUAAAGUUUGAGUUUAACGUGAGGUCUGAGGCCGAAGGGGCUGCAGUGAAGAACGUCCACUACUCCUCUCUUCUGAACGAGGUGUUCGGCUGCACCAUCAACAACGCAGAGACAACCACCGCCGCCUCGUAAACGCAAGGUGGAACACAC
This is a messenger RNA of Eleginops maclovinus (Patagonian blennie), 2325 nucleotides long. It is a transcript of the gene efhc2, whose product is annotated as EF-hand domain (C-terminal) containing 2. Bases 52 to 2307 code for a protein of 751 amino acids. Gene Ontology annotation, cellular component: mitotic spindle; axoneme; microtubule. Gene Ontology annotation, biological process: mitotic spindle organization; cilium-dependent cell motility; regulation of neuron projection development. The transcript is spliced from 15 exons. Lineage: Eukaryota; Metazoa; Chordata; Actinopteri; Perciformes; Eleginopidae. Gene Ontology annotation, molecular function: calcium ion binding; alpha-tubulin binding. The record is from RefSeq and is a predicted model, not a curated record.